Molecule: messenger RNA, 1093 nt
Organism: Theileria parva strain Muguga
Lineage: Eukaryota; Apicomplexa; Aconoidasida; Piroplasmida; Theileriidae
Product: Endoplasmic reticulum-based factor for assembly of V-ATPase family protein
Exons: 5
Coding region: 195-977 (260 amino acids)
Source: RefSeq, a predicted model, not a curated record
UUCGAUUUGAAUAUUUUAAUCUUGAAUUCAUUUUAAUGUGAAAUAUUUGAUUUAAUUAUCCUUAAUUUAUAAUUUCUUUUUAUUUUAUUUUUAUUCCUCAUUUUAUUCCUCUAGUUUUAAAUUUUAUCAUGAAUUAACCCAUCUAACUUGAUUUUUAAAUUAAUUUUUUUAUUUCAUCCCUACAGUUAUGGAAUAUGAAUAGUUCUACUAAUUCUGCUGCUUAUUUUAGCAAGACCACCGAGGUAGUUGACUUUCUGGACGAGUUUAUUCGUUUUCGGAAGAAAGUGUUAAGCUCUUCUGACACUAACGUUUCUGAUUUUCCUCUCCCUAACCGUCCUUAUCGCAGAUCUAAAUUUUUAAACAGUCCUAAAGGUUCCAAACCUUCUGAUGACCCUGAAUUAAACGGUGUUCAUACAGAUGAUCAUAAAGAUCAUGACACUUUUAAUGAACUUAAACCUGCUCCCGAAGAUCUUAAUGACUCUAAUCAGGAUAACCUUCUAAACGUUGCCUUGCAAAUGUCUUCUGAUGAUGAGUUACAUCUCGACGCCUUCAUUUCACUGGUUGACGCUUAUUAUUCCAUGGUUCUUGAAUUCCCUAGUCUUGAUCAUUCUGAAUUUGAACUAAGUGAAGUUCUUAAAAAUGCUAAAAUCACAAACCGUAAAUUUCCUAAAAUUGAGAACAGAAUUGACAUUGAGUGGUCCAAGAAAACUGCCCAUGAACUCAAGUACCAGCGUCUGAUCAAGGAUAUUAAAGAGCUCCUGGUCCCUAGUCAAACUCGUUUUUCGGAGUACAAACCUCCCAUAAUUUCUGGCUUAAACAUAUUCUUUGGUGUUGCUCUUACCUUCAUUGGUUCUUACUCGAUUUCUGGCUUUCUUGGCCUCAAAGACCCUCUUUAUAAAUCCCUUAUUGGAGUCGUUGCUUCUUUUAUUGCGCUCGUCGUUGACACUGUCCUUUACUUAAUGAAACCCACAUCUUAAAUUUUUAAGUUUUUAAUCUUUGUACCAUAAACGGCACAGAUCUGUGCUGUGUAAUGUCUGCAGUCAGUUGUAUAUACUAUAUGAAAUGUACAACUUUAAUGUAUAUAUAUGUAAAA